Messenger RNA from Phoenix dactylifera (date palm), 2535 nucleotides. RefSeq names its product polyadenylate-binding protein-interacting protein 7-like. The record is from RefSeq and is a predicted model, not a curated record. Lineage: Eukaryota; Viridiplantae; Streptophyta; Magnoliopsida; Arecales; Arecaceae.
UCAACUCAGAGAGAAAGAGAGAGAGGCCGAGCAGCCGAGAGGCAAAUCUAAUCGAGAGGAGGCGAGCGAGGCUGGGGUUUCUCCUGCGACACCCUCCUUUCUCGGGGCGCUGGUCCUCCAGAUCUGAGGCGGAGGGGAAAAAAACUAGGGUUUCAGAGCUCCCUAUAAACCCCUCCUGGAAAUCACUGCCCGAAGAUUCAAAUCCGAAGAUCUAACAGUAGAAGAGAAGCAGCACCGGCGGCGGCGGCCCUUCCCCCGUCCUUUCUCCCCCUCGCUUUCCUCUUUCCUCUUGCUUGUUUUACUUUAUGGGUCGAUGUCCAUCCGUCUACCUUCUUAUCGAUCUACGAAAAGGUUUAGGAUAAAUCCUGAGUGGAAGUUUUCUUCCUUUAGAAGGUUUUGUAUGUAAAUCAUAUAUUUAUAUUUCAAAUAAAGAUGAGUUUUCCCAUCAAAGGUUUUUCAAAUAACAAGGAUGCGAGAUUGAAUAUAUCAAACAAAGUCACGGCAUUAAAUCCCAAUGCAGCAGAAUUCAUUCCUUCUGCACUUAGAUCUACGUUUGGGAACAGCAAAAGUGCAGAUGCAACUAAGAUUGAUGCACCUGGGCCUUCUGGAAAAGCAGUCCUAAAUCAUUCCGAGUCCAGUAUUUCUAAUAAUUCAGAUGACGAGGCACAUCAGUUUUGGCGUUGCCAGCUUCCUGAUGAUAUUACUCCUGACUUUAAGGUCACGGGAGAAGAUGAGUUGCGGACGCCCGGACAACUGUCACUUGCUGGUUUGUCCAUACAUGAUCGUAUUGAAACUUCACAAUUCUCUGCAUCAGCAUCAAGCCGGUUACUGGGUAUACAACAGGAUGUAUUGUCCCGUGGUAUUGAUAAUCUCAACUUGAGUGAAAAGACAAGAUAUUCUGGGUCUGGCUAUACUGAGACUCAGUCAUCGGCUUCUUUCAUGGCAUUAGCUACUGAGAACUGGAACCAACUGUUUAUGAAUGAUGAUCAGCAUUUUAUGAAUAGGAGGGAGGGGCAUGACUACAACGGGGAUUACAGUAAUGGCUAUCUGAAUAACUCAUCUGAAGAUGCAGUUUUAGAGGAUGGUGCUAUUGACCCCGUGGAGUUUUUGGUUUCACAGUUUCCAGGUUUUUCUGCUGCGAGCCUUGCAGAUGUGUAUUAUGCAAAUGGCUGUGACUUGAACUUGACCAUCGAGAUACUCACUCAACUCGAGACGCAAGUUGAUUGUGAUUUUGGUCAGAACCUGAACUCAAAGGCUUCAUCUGCUCCAAGGCUUAGCAUGCUGGACUUUCCAGCACUUCCUGUGGCAGAGUCGAAGUAUAGUGAAGAAGGUCUUCAACAAUCUCAAAACUCAUAUAGAUCUCCUUCCAGUAUAUCUAGUGGCAAUAUAGAUUUUGCUUCGGCUGUUCGAAAACUCGCUUCCCAGGAUUCUGGUCAUUGGAAGUAUGGUAGAAGUGGUUCUACAGAUGGCAGUGUCGGCUCAAGUAGAGAUUCACAACUUUUAACCAGCCAAAACAGUGGUAACAGAAAAUUGGCUUUUGGAGAUAAAUUGCGUAAUUCUGGUGCAUCUCAGGCAGCUCCAGUUUGGCUUGAGACUGGGGAAGCAGUAGCUAAUAUGUAUUCAGAAUUAAGGGAAGAAGCUCGUGAUUUUGCACGCCUUCGAAAUGCAUGCUUGGAACAGGCAAGACAGGCUUAUCUGAUUGGCAACAAGGCUCUGGCAAAGGAACUGGGUGUGAAGGGGCAGCUAUACAACAUGCAGAUGAAAGCAGCUCAUGGUAAAGCUAGGGAAGCCAUCUUCCGCCAGAGGUUGGUCAUUUUUUGGCUGCUAAUUUGUUUUGUAUGCCACCAAGGUCUCGUGGAUUCUUAUUCUUUCAAAUUACAUGAGCUAUUGAAUCUAGAAACCCAGUUGCUGCUGUGCUCCAGGGACGAGCUCAAGAUUGUCUGAUUGACUUGCAUGGUCUUCAUGUGAGUGAAGCCAUUCAUAUUUUAAAGCAAGAACUGAGCAUCCUGAGGAGCACUGCACGGUCUGCUGGGCAACAGCUUCAGGUCAUGAUUUGUGUUGGGACGGGCCACCAUACCAAGGGCUCACGAACUCCUGCAAGGUUGCCAGUCGCGGUAGAGCAGUACCUUGUAGAGGAAGGCCUUCGCUACACCCAGCCUCAACCAGGACUGCUCCGGGUUGUAAUAUAUUGACACCUGUAACGUAUACAAAAGGGGCACCAAAAAAAGAAGGAAAAGAAAGGAAAACUGACACCAUUCUUGUAUCUGUGUAUAUGGGUGGAAGAGAGAGAGAAAUCAAGUCUCCGGCAACAAAAAGAGCAGUGUAAUAUUAUCAGGAGGUGCAUUCAAUUCGCAUGUUGUAAAUUUUUUGGCUGGUUUCAGUGAAAUUCUCUUUCCCAACAAUCUUUUCAAGUGUCAUUCUUGUUACCUCAAUGCUUUCUUGUUAGAGAAUAUUAUGCAUCGAACCCAGAUGAUACUCCUGAUCAGAAGCAUGUACAACCUGAUUUUUGUGAAAUCAAACUGCUAAGUUAGAAAA